AUGUCUCAAAUAACUAAAACAGAAGAUAUUUGGUUUGCCACAUCUCAUAACAACACGAACAAUUACACUGGAGUUGCAAUCAAUCAUUCAGAGCAUGGAGAAAUGUCUUUGGUGUUCAGUUUUGAUAAUAUUCCUAUGCUUGCAGAUAUGAGUCGUCUGUGUGCGCUCUAUACCACAUCUCCUGGCACGUCAGUAUCAAUCAAUACAGCAGGCGAAAAACCAAAAUAUAACAUUCACGAUGUAUCGGAAAGGGAACUGAAAUAUCUUAGGAGUACAAUUUAUGGCAAAUUGUUACAAUCUACUAUAGACAGAUUGCGAAAUUGUGCAAUAACUUUAACCUUUUGCCAUGCUCCGGAGAGAAUUGAUUCAGUCGAGUAUAGAGCUCUGAAGAAACGUGCUCGCAGAGCUAUGAGCGAGUUUGCCGCUGGGACUUAUAAUGAAAGGCUUUUAUUUUCUAUUCCUAAUACGGACAUUAACGUAUAUAUAAAUUCGCCACGUUGGUUUCUUGGAUCCUUGCCUUCAACUUCUUCUCAGGGGCUUUUGACAAAUAGCUCUCGGCAUCAGAGCCUUGCAUCAGGUAUGCUUCUGGAAAACAGUCCAAAAGAUUGUUCAAAGACAAAUACAGCACUCCAGCUAAGCGUUCGAAAGCAUGAAGACUCAUCCGCAAUUACCAAUACUAGUAACAAUGGAAAGGUGUUCCUGUUGUGCCUGACAUGCACAAGAAUAGUUGCAGUAGAGUGUCCUCGUUCCCAUACACUUGGAAGAUUCGGGCAACUGAAAGAUGAAUAUUCAAAUGCAGUGAUCAUGACUACAUGCAAGUCAUGCUUGAAUGAAGGUGAUCGGGCCUACGGAAAGAUUGAGAAUCGCGGCGUCAUCAUGACACAAUCUUUCUACGAUCUUAACAUUUCUCCCAAUUGCUUCAAGCAUACAAUGCCUCAUAAAUGCAUACUCUCAAUGUGUUCUGAUCCUUGCAGAAUAGAGUAUGAAGGAGCAAGGCUUGAAUAUGCUUCAAUACAAUCAUUAAAUGAAAUGUGUGAUCUAGAAUGCAUAGUUCGGGAUGUAAUUACAAAUGAAGGCUCUGGGCAAGUCUCUCUUGAUAGCAAUGUUCAUAUGGGAUUCUUCUAG
Messenger RNA from Blumeria graminis f. sp. triticale, 1125 nucleotides. Lineage: Eukaryota; Fungi; Ascomycota; Leotiomycetes; Helotiales; Erysiphaceae. The record is from the annotation of a GenBank genome assembly.